Messenger RNA from Diabrotica balteata, 3242 nucleotides. NCBI's taxonomy places the organism in Eukaryota, Metazoa, Arthropoda, Insecta, Coleoptera, Chrysomelidae. The record is from the annotation of a GenBank genome assembly.
CGCCAUUUUGCUUAAUAUUCGCGUCUGUAAGGAGUGAGACUGUUUUCUUUGUAGACUGAUCUAACAAUACAUUAUUAUCAAUAAAUAUCUCACUGAAAAAGUGUAGAUAUGAUCAUAUUUAUACUAAAUUUAAAGAUGAUUUAAUUUUCAUUUAAAAAUAAUAUGUAAGAUUGUAAUAAACACCCAUGCGAUUUUACCACACAUUGUAGAUAUUUGUAUUGUUAUAUUGAAAUAUAAAUACACACACCAGUGUUAACAUGAUGUAUACGGGUACGAACACCGAUCAGGACAACCGGUUCAGUGACAAGGAGAAAAAGCUUCUAAAGCAGAUGAAAUUCCACCCCUGUCUGAGUCAGCAGGUGGAUAUGACGAAGGUACAGUUGGACGUUAUCAAGCCUUGGAUUUCCGAUAAACUAACUGAAAUGCUUAAAAUGGAUGAUGAUGUUGUGGUUAAUUUCGUCUAUAAUCAAUUGGAAGUUAAGUUUCCAGAUCCUAAGAAGAUGCAGAUCAACUUGACUGGAUUCUUACAAAGCAAAAAUUCAAUGGAAUUUAUGACGGAACUAUGGCAACUUCUAAUAUCAGCCCAGGAAAACCCCAAAGGAAUUCCAUUUUCAUUCAUCAAUCUAAAAAGAGAAGAAUUAGCCAUAAAAAAGGAAAAAGAAGAUAAAGAACGGGAGCAGCGAGAAAAAUCAGACAAGGAACGUAAGUAUCGGGAUCGAGAUAGAUCCCGAUCCAGACGUUCCAGGUCUAGAUCUAGGAACCGGAAGUCGUCUAGAGACCGCUCAAGCCGAAACAAAAAAUCUAAAAGCAGGGAUCGAAAUUCCAGAAGCCGGGACAGAAAAUCCAGGAGCAGGGAUAGAAAAUCGAGAAGCGUAGACAAAAAAUCCAGGAGUCGGGAUAGGAAAUCCGGCAGCCGAGAUAGAAAUUCACAUAGCAGGGAUAGAAAGUCAAGAAGUAGGAGCAGGGAUAAGAAAUCAGCGAGCAGAUCGAGGGAUAGGGUAAGCAAAUCUAGGAGCAGGGAGAGGGAUCGAACCAGAAGUAGAUCGGCAUCAAAACCAAAGGAAGACGUUCCCAGAAAUGGUGAUGUUAGUCCAAAAGCUGCAGUUAAUGGUGGGAGAGAAGAUUCUGAAACAGAAAAGCAGUCUAGUAAUUCAGCACCAGCGCUGCCAGUGUCCAAGCUUCAAGCGAAGUUGAUGUCUCUGGCAGAGAACAAGAAGGUCUCGAGAUCACGUUCCCGUACUAGGUCCCAUACCCGUUCGAAAUCACGAGGGCCUCGAUCAAAAUCCAGGUCCAAAUCUCGAUCAUCGAGCCGUUCUUUCAAAGGAAGGAGAUCAGCUUCAAAGGAGGCGAAGGUCAAAAGGAGAUCGAGAUCGUCUUCUGGCUCGAAGGAGAAUUUCGAAAUUCGUAAGAAAGAAGACAGCGUUCAGAAAAAGCGACAUUAUAGAUCUAAUAAGGACAGUUCUGACAGCGAGGCAGACGUGAAAAGAAAAAGGUCGAGGUCGAAAUCAGCUAGACGUAAAGACAGUCCGAGAAAGAAGAGGAGUACAUCUAGGAGGCGUUCUGAUAGCAGGCGGAGAAGUGCAUCGAGAAGACGAAGCCCAUCCAGGGGUAGGAGAAGCCCUAGCAGAGAUAGGAGACGACGUAGCAUGUCGAGGCGUCAAAGUCCGAGGAGAGGGCCUGGACCUAGAGGAAGCUACGGCCGCAGAAGUAGGAGUCGUAGGAGAGGAAAUAGCAGACAGAGACGCAGCAGUCCCAGACGACGUUCUAGAAGCCAUAGUAGAAAUAGGUUUCGCCGUAGCAGAAGCCGCAAUAGGAAUUCCUAUAGGAGACCCUCUCCCUCUCGUGAUAGAAGGAUGUCGAGAGAGCGUGAUCGUCGAUCGAGAUCCAGGAGACGUUCUCGAGAAAGGGGCAGCGCAAGGAGACGCUCACCACCACGAGACAGAUCACGUCCCAGGAGACCUAGCCCUAGUCCACAGAAGAGAGACGAUCGAAGAGACAAUCGAAACCAACGGCCAAGGAAGGAUGAUCGUCAUCCCGAGCCACCUCCGAAGAAAGUCGAGGAAGCCAGGCGAAGGAUAGAAGAGGAGAUUAAUCGUCACGAGAAGAAAGAAAGAGAAGAAGGCGAGCGGAAGAAGAAGGCCGAAGCUGCAGCAGCCGAGGAAAAAUCAAGAAAGGAGAAGGAACGAGAGAAGGAAAAGAAGAAAUCUAGAAGUAUCAGUCCCGAGGAGAGUUACCCGAUACCGCCACAUGGUCCUCCGAGGUAUUCUAGGAGUUUGUCGAGAACUCCGUCGCCAUUCAUCAAGGCCCACGAGUUUCCUCCAAAGCCCUCUAAGGCGACGAGCGUGAAGGAUGAUAAGAAGAAAGCCAGCAAGGAGAAGCCGGAAGUUAAACCGAAGAAGGUUACCAAGAAGCCACCCAAGAGUGAGUCAGAGUCCUCCAGCGAGUCCGAAAGUGACGAAGAUACCAGAAAAGACAAGCGCAAAGUCCGAACGAAGAAGAAGCCAAAGAAACGGGACUCCAGCAGCAGUGAGAGCGAGGACGAGAGAUCUUCGAGAGAAGUAGAAGUAAAAAAGAAGAAAGAGAAGAAGAAGAGGGACAGCAGCGAAGAGAAGUCUUCAAAGAAGCGCCACCAAAGUUCCGAUUCAGAAGAGGAUAAGAAGAAAAAGAAGCGGCGAUCAAAGAGUUCAGAAAAAUCAAAGAAAUCCAAGAGGGAUACCAGCGAGAGCGACGUGCCCGCCAAGAAGAAGAAGCGACAAGACAGCUCUGAUGAGUCCGAAAAGGAAAAGUCUAGGAAACACAAGAAGGAGAAGGAUAGUUCAUCCGAGAGCGACGACGAUUCAUCAAAGAAGAGAAAACACAAGAAAAAAGCUACGAAAUCUGUCAGUGACUCCGACGACGAACAAGAGGUUAAGAAGAAGAAGAGGGAUAAGAAGCACAAAAAGAAGAGGAAGCAUACCAAGAAACACAAGAAGCAUAAGAAGAAGAAGCAGGACAGCGAUGACUCGGACAAUAGCGAAUCUGAAGUGGUAAAUGAGGACGAGAAAAAGCUUAGAGAGAAAGCUUUGAAGUCCAUGAAGAGGCAAAAUUCUAGCGAUAAGUCUGAGUAAGUUUCAUUGAAUCUAGCGUAAAAUAUGAAGUAUUUCAUUCACCUUUAAAUUUCUUAUCAGUAUAUGAUACUAAAACUGAUUUUAAUGACAUGAUGUUACUUUAGUCUAUAAUAACAAUAAAUAGUUGUGUAUGUG